CGGGAUCCUAAAUUAGUAAAUUCAUCCAAAACUCAAAAUAUUGUGUCUGGCGCAAAACCCAAAAGUUCAAAACCUAAUUACGGAGUAUUCUUUUCUACAGCUCCAAACCCAUCUCUCUCUCCUCUCGUUUUCUAUCUUCCUACAUUGGAGCUCUUGAAUUCUCCCUCUUCCUCCGUUGGAGCUCUCAAUUACAAGGGUAAUUCGUUUAUCUCUGUUAAUUUUUUGUUUUAUCUUGCAAACAAUAGCUAUUUGUGCCAUUUUUUUUUACCCGGAAAUCCUCCUCUUCUCCUGUUAAUUUUUCAUUUGGAAAUCACAACUACUCACAAAUUGCGACCACCACUGCAAUCUCCCGCAAACCCUAAACUGCGACCACCGGUCUCAAGGUUGUACCGCCGCCGCACGCGACGCUCCAACUCCGAAUUUUGAGUUUGUGUCAGCAAGAUUCCAAACUGAAGCCAGGUAUACAAUAGCUGAAAUGGGUUUGAUUUCCAUCACUAUGGAAUGCACCAGUCAGUAGCCAUAAUAACAGAAUUGUUUGGAGUGGUAAAUAGGAGUGUAUGGUACAAUUCUUCCAAGCUGACAACAUAAGUUUUAAUUUAUAUAAGACUUCCUUUGAUAAUGUUCCAAGACAUGGUUUUGUUAGGAUAGGAAGCUAGGAGAGCCUCUCCACUCAAGUAGACUUCCUCUACGUGCAUUUUAAGAGAGAACUUUUGGACCUUAUGCAAUCAGAAAAGUUGGAGCCAGAAGCUGCUUUCAUUAAUGCUUCUCUUAUUCCUGAUGUCUUCCCUGUUCUAGAAGCUGCCCACAAGGCUCUACCGUCGAAAGCUCGAAACUCUCUAACUACAAGGACACAACAUUCUGAGCUAGUUUACAAUUAUUCGGAAUCUAAGCAUAUUACAUCAUCUUUAAAAAGGCGUGGGAUUUCUGAUAGUUGUACCUAUAUGCCUGCUGCAUGUUUCGAUGCUUCAGUAAAUGAGAUUAAAGCCACCCAAGACUUAAUCAAGGGAAAGGAGAUUGGUUUGGAGGAGCUGGCAGGAAGAGAAAAUCAAAGCCAAAUUCAAAAGUAUUUUAACAAAGCUCCUCCCACGUAUUGACGAGCUAAGGGAUAGGUGGAUCUCAUAUGUUACCGGAUAUCACCAGCCAACUAACGAUGAAGAUGGUGAUAUGGGUUAACAAACUAUUUUUGUACUUUCCUUUUUUUGACAUUAGAUAGGUAUUUAAUUUUCUUUUGGUUGUACUAUACCUUAUAUAGAUCAUUUUGUCAACGAAUGAUAAGAUUUUAAUAUUGAAUGAAAGGAUUUGGACAUGAA
This is a messenger RNA of Spinacia oleracea (spinach), 1310 nucleotides long. Its product is annotated as EKC/KEOPS complex subunit cgi121. The transcript has 8 exons. Gene Ontology annotation, cellular component: nucleus; cytosol; EKC/KEOPS complex. The record is from RefSeq and is a predicted model, not a curated record. Bases 720 to 1094 code for a protein of 124 amino acids. Gene Ontology annotation, biological process: tRNA threonylcarbamoyladenosine modification. Lineage: Eukaryota; Viridiplantae; Streptophyta; Magnoliopsida; Caryophyllales; Amaranthaceae.